CCCCCCGCUGAGAACCAGGUGUGCCAAGGAAGUCAGAACUUCCCGGUGUCUCCCAGUCACUCAUGCAAAGCAGUCAUUUGUAAAAUGAGGCCUCCUGUCUAGUUCAGGGGAUCCUGGGCACAGCCAAGGCACAUCACAGCCGGCUUUGGAUGACCUAGAGGACUCCCUGAGUCUGUUAAUAGUUGACAGUGACAGACUCAACGUGUCAGGGGAAAGGGAAGACACUUAUUCAAAGCAAAUGGACGCACAUCGGAAAAAAAGACCCCAACAUGGCUUCCCACCCCACCUCUUACCCUCAGGACUUGGUGUGUGAGUCUGGUCCCUUCAGUGUCCAGUGGACAGCUCCCCACCCCCAUCCCAGCCAGUGAACCAGCAGUGCCUUUGCCUGGGUAAAAGGACUUCAUUUCCCUGUGCUGCCAUAGCAACCAGGAAACAACCUGCCUCCACAAUGGGAAGGAUGGUGCCUUGGCCCGGAUUUGCAGAUGCACGAGGCCUGUAGCAGAGCAACCAGGUCUCAGGGACAACAAGGGCUCAGAGGAGCAGAGCGCACACAGCCUGCUGUCUGAGGGCCUUACGGUUUGGUUCUUCUCUCCACAAAGAUGCACUCUGUCUAAACUGUGUGCCUGCCUGUUACUGGGUCUCUACGAGGGGAAACAGAUUUCAUAAAAGGCCCAAUGUUCAUGGUCUCUUUUGGUUUGCUGUUGAGCUUUGGAAACCCUGAGGUGUGACCAGCUUUCAGCCUUCAAAACCGAGAUGAACUGCCUUUGAGAGGGAGCGGUCGGGGAGGAAUCAUGCUCACCCUCUCUCUCCUGAGCCGGGGACACGGGAAGUUGGUCCAGAAUAAACAGAAGCUGGAAGUCUAUUUUGAACCAGAGGACUAUUUGAACUGGAAGUCCCCAGAAGACUAUGUCCUGGUCAGUAACCCCCGGGAUGGGGACAGUGCCAGCCAGCACUCCUGGAGCCUCUUACUUCCUAAGACCUUCAGCACAAGAAAGGGAGCGCUGAUCCUCUACUCAGAGGGGCUAGCUGUGUCAGCGUGGCCACCCAAAGAGAGGAGAAGAGGUCACAGGAAGAAGCCAGACCUUGAACUGCACACGCUUCAAGACCUCAAAGAAGCCAUUUUGGCAUAUGGAAGGAGACAGAGGGAGCAGGACAGAGCCUGGCAACCUUACCUCUACUUCCGAAGCAAGUCAAAGAGCCAGACCCAACGGCAGAUCCAGCCUGGGUAUUCGGCCAAGAGAUACCUCCGAGGCCUUUUGUGGACAUGGUCCCCUGCUACAGUGUACAGGCUCCAGUGUGCAGGACACAUCAAGGAUUCUGUGCUGCUCCAGGACAGUCAGCUUGGGGUGCCCAAGAAUCUCAGGCCACACCAGGAUCUUUCGGGUGUUCCCCCCAAAUACCAUCUCCUGCCUGUCUUCCCUUCCUUUUGGAUUCAACAGAGACCAUCUUAUGAACAAGACCAACAGGGCCUGGAUGAAGGGGGAAAUGGGACUCGUGCAUACGUGGACCAGAGCCACAGCCAUCGGUGGACUCACAUGACGCCACUCAGGAAGCAGCCGCGGCAGGAAGACGAAACCCCAGCCGAGGACACAUCGGCAGAGAGCCACCUCCGUGCCCACGCUUCAGAGGAGAGUCACAAUGCAGAGCCUCAGCAAGCCUCCAGGCGGGCCCUUGGGUGUGCCCGCCUCGGUCACCUUCAGCUUCCUCGUGACAACUCCCUCUACACGUUCUCCGGCGGUGCCUUCCCAGAUAAACGAGGGAACACGAAACCCCACAAGGCCAGAGGCGGCUGCUUAUCACAGGAGCCUCCUGCUGAAAGAGGCCUUUUCCCUCCAAUAGCAUCUGCCACGGGCUCAGAACAAAGGACGUUUGGAGAAACAAAGAAAAAGGAGGCACCAAAGGCUCUGAAAUUACCUCCUGUUUCAGAAGAACCCCCCAGAGUCCUCAACCCCCUGAGGAGCCGAUUUAAGGCCAAUGAACCCCCAAUGGAGCUCUUCAUUAUCCCAAUGGAGAUUCAUUUCCAUGCCCCACAGCCCCCCAAAGAAAAGGCCUGCAGAAGAGCUGCUCAGCACCCUGAAUCAGAUCCAGAACCAGAAGAGGCCACGCCUCUAUGGCGGCCUGCCCUGAAGCGGCUGUACUUAGAAAGGCCAAGGGGCAUCACGGUGCAUCUCCCGGUGGCCAGUGGCCAGGACACACCCUCACCUCAAGGUAGUUCCUUUCUCCCGCCGGCAGCCCAAGGGAACCUCACUCUAAACCGAAACAAGGCAAGACCCAGGAGGGUCCUCCAUGGAGAGAAAGGCUUCCAGGGAGGAGAUGGUGAUAGCCUGGCCAAGGGUGAGGACCAACCACUGCACCUCCCGCCCCUGAAUAAAGGGAAAAAAAGUCCAGAGAUCCGGAAGGACAUGGACAGCUCCAGGACAUCAGCCUGCAACAGUCCCACAGGUCGCUCAAAUGAGGGGGCACUGCCAGCAAGACCAGAAAAUUCCAGAGACCCCACACUGGGACACUUCGUGCGGAGUCCAGAUGGUGAAAACGUCUGUCUGUCGCUCGAGGGGCUCACGGGAACGGAGGCGCUUCCACCGGGACAAGCAAACACUGAAUCCAGAACCAGUCUUCAUCGAGAUCAUUAUGAAGCCUUCUCACCUUUGACUCAAGCAACAGAGACUCAGGAACGUGGAGAUGAACCUGACUCUCAUGAAGAACCGGGAGGACCCCAUAGAGGGAAUGAUGAAGACGGCCAAGACCCAGAGCCAGGGAGCAUGACCCUUGACCCCCUCAGUACUCCUGCAGCUAAGCUCAAUCGGACCUCCGAGGCUGACACCGUGAAAAGCACGGACGGAGAUGACGAUGUGUACCGCCUGCACAGAGGACUGCUAGAACGCGAGCUGGCAUCCCCAGAGAGGCUGGGUUCUGAGGCUGCAUCUCUUCCUCCAAGAAGAAAAAAGAAGAAGAAACUGGAUCCAAAACUGUCCGACCAGCAGAACUCAGCUGCCAUCAGUCAUGGAAGGGAUUUGGUUGACAAGCCUGAGAGGAAGAAAAAAACCAAGACAGACAAGGCCAGAGCCCCCAGAACAGAGAGAGAAGGGCAGGCCCUGGGGCGAGCCGAGGCUGCUGGAGGGAAGUCAAAGGAUUCAAAAACUGAAAAGAAAUCAGGGCUAAUUCCAAAAGAAAAGAAACCAGGCACCAAAAUGAAGAGGGCACACAGAGAAAGGGACGUGGAGACGGCAGCAGAGCGGAGCGAGCCCGAGGACACAGGUGGCACCUCAGAGGGAGGGCCCCUCCGCUCACACUCUGCCGCUGAGGACCCUUGGCUUUCUCCUGAAUAUGAUGCUCUGGAGAGCCAGGUGUCUAUAGAUGGAAGAUCAUCACCCACACAGGCCAUGGGUGUCACUACCAACAUGGAAUCUGAGGAAGAGAGAAGCCCCGAGGACCCUUCCAAGGCCCUCCUGGAUAAGAGGCAGCAGGAGAAGGCUUCUCGAGACAGAAUUCGCAUACAGAGGGCCGAGAUGAGGUGGCUGGAGGUGGAGCGGAGCAGAAGGGAGCAGGAAGAGCUGACCCGGCUCCAUAAGGAGCAGCUGGAGAGAGCGGAGAAGAUGAAGGAGGAGCUGGAACGGGAGCAGCAGAGGCGCAUUGAGGAGAUCCGCCUGAGAAAGCAGAGACUGGAGGAAGAGCGGCAGCGGCAGGAGGAAGCGGAGAGGAAGCGGAGGCUCCAGCUGCAGGCGGCCCAGGAGAGAGCCCGGCAGCAGCAGGAGGAGCUCCGGAGGAAAAUGCAAGAACUGCAGAGGAAAAAGCAGCAGGAGGAGUUGGAGAGGGCUGAGGCCGAGAAGCAACGGCAGAAGGAACUGGAAAUGCAGUUCGCAGAAGAACAGAAACGCCUGAUGGCAAUGGCCGAGGAAGAGCGGCUGGAGUACCAGAGGCAGAAGGAAGAAGCGGAAGAGAAGGCUAGGCGGGAGGCCGAGGCGCGGAGGCAAGAGGAAGAGGCGGCAGCGAGGCUGGCGCUGGAGGAAGCCGUGAAGCUUGCCCAGGAGCAAGCCAGGCAAAAAGCUGCUUUGGAGAAACACCUUCAUUUUCAACAAGAACUCUUAAAGGAAGCCAGUGGUCUGCAGUGGACACAGAGCAUCUCCAGACCGUGGGUCUACUCAUACUUCCGGUUCCUACGAAUCCCCAAGCCGUAAGGCUAGAAGAAAGCAAGACAGACCACCUUAAGUUCAAGAGCCUUGAUGCCUAAACUACAAUCCACAGUUCCAGUUGGAGACACUAACACUAGUCUCCAACAUAGGAUGCCCUAUGUACUUCAAUGUGUUCAAGAGUUGAUGGUGAAUGGAAAUUCUGUCAUGCAGUAACUCUGGAUUAGCUAAGAAGAGCUAAUCAUAUAUUAAGAAGUCCUUCUAGAAGACCAAACCACAAUUUCAUCCUUGGAAUCUAAAACAAACAUCUUAGAAGGCAUGUUUGGAAUCACUUAAUACAGGUUUACUUGAGCAAAAUAAGCUCUUUCAGGAGGAAAUUCUCCCAAUCCUCAAAGGACAGAUCUAGAGCAGCAUGUUUGAGUGAGCAUGUAGCUGUUAAAGCUAGAACAUUCGUCCCCCAUACUAGCCACAGUCAAAUGCUCAAUGGCCACAGGUAGUUCCUGGAGGCUGUAUCAGCAAAGAAAUAGAACUAUCACCUCAGAAUUUCACUAUUUUUGACUCUUGAGAACGAACAAAUCUUGAGGUUUUAUUCCCAACUCUGCCUUGAAACUACUCAUAAAACUCUAAGAUUGGUAUCAGAAGUCUUAAGUCAUUCAAUGACUCCUUUAAUGUCUAUAAAUAAAUGUGCCUUUUAACAAAACAUCACAAGCAGUGGUGGCAGCUGUCUUUAAUCCCAGCACUAGCACAGGAGAGCCACAGAGGCAAGUGGAUCCCUGAGUUCAAGGCCAGCCUGGUCUACAGAGCUAGUUCCAUGCCAGCCAGGGCUAUACAACCCCCAUCAUCUCACUGAGAGGGGUUGGCACAUAUCUUUAAUCCCAGCACUGGUGAGGCAGAGGCAGGUGGAUCUCUGUGAGUUUCAGACCAGCUUGUUACACAUAGAAACCCUGUGUGUAAUGCUGAAUGCUGGCACUUAUCUCAUUUUAUCCUUUUUAUUCAGUCCUGGACCCACAGAAUGGCAGUACCCCCACCUAGGGUAGGAAUUCCCACUUCAAAACUUUCUGGACACACACCCAAAGGUCUUUCCAGAGUGACUUUAAACCCAGGCAAAUUGACAAUGACGUUUUAAUCAUCACACUGUCCACAAGUAAAGAACAGUAUUUAGAGGUGACUCCCCACUAACACUCACAAGGAUUUUGCUUUGUACAGGGAUUACAUUUCUCCAGUCUAGAAAUUUAGCUAAUUUUUCUAUUCUAUACUGCAGGAAUUGAGUAACUCCUUGUUUCAUGUAAAACAGAAAUAAAAUGGCCAAACACUAUGGUUACGAUCAUAGUAAAUUUAAAUGUCACUGUUUUUCCGAUGCUGGUCAACCCUACUUGCAAAUUCAACAGUACUUAACUAAUCAACAUACACUCAUGAAUAAAGAUGCAA
Messenger RNA from Peromyscus maniculatus bairdii (prairie deer mouse), 5555 nucleotides. The record is from RefSeq and is a predicted model, not a curated record. Lineage: Eukaryota; Metazoa; Chordata; Mammalia; Rodentia; Cricetidae.